CAUGAAGAGCCUCCUCCUGCUGCUGGCCACGCUCCUGCUCCCUGCACACCUGGCCAUGGCCUGGAGCACCAAGUAUGCAGUGGACUGCCCGGAGCACUGUGACACUACGCACUGCAGCUCUGUGCGCUGCAAGAGGACCGUGCUGGACGACUGCGGCUGCUGCCGUGUGUGCGCUGCGGACCGGGGAGAAACCUGCUACCGCACCGUGUCUGGCAUGGACGGUGUCAAGUGUGGCCCGGGGCUGAGGUGUCAGUUCUACCACGAGGAGGAUGCUUUUGGGGACGAAUACGGUAUCUGCAAAGACUGCCCCUAUGGCACCUUUGGGAUGGAAUGCAGAGAAACUUGCAACUGUCAGUCAGGCCUCUGUGACAGGGCCACUGGCAGAUGCCUACAGUUUUCCUUCUACCAGACUCCAUCAGUCAAGUCUAAAAAAAGGACAUUUGUUUCUCACUCAGAGCAUGAGAUGGCAUCUGGAGAUGGCCAUGCUGUGAGAGAAGAGCUUGUGAAAGAGAAUGCUGCCAGGUCUCCUGUGAUGAAAUGGUUAAAUCCACGCUGAUCUUGGAUGGGACUUAUAA
This is a messenger RNA of Sorex fumeus (smoky shrew), 575 nucleotides long. It is a transcript of the gene ESM1, whose product is annotated as endothelial cell specific molecule 1. The coding region runs from base 2 to 556 and encodes 184 amino acids. NCBI's taxonomy places the organism in Eukaryota, Metazoa, Chordata, Mammalia, Eulipotyphla, Soricidae. Gene Ontology annotation, cellular component: extracellular region. The record is from RefSeq and is a predicted model, not a curated record. The transcript has 3 exons.